Episyrphus balteatus (marmalade hoverfly) is the source of this 1091-nucleotide messenger RNA. Its product is annotated as protein obstructor-E-like. NCBI's taxonomy places the organism in Eukaryota, Metazoa, Arthropoda, Insecta, Diptera, Syrphidae. The record is from RefSeq and is a predicted model, not a curated record. Gene Ontology annotation, cellular component: extracellular region. The transcript is spliced from 5 exons. Gene Ontology annotation, molecular function: chitin binding. The coding region runs from base 204 to 1025 and encodes 273 amino acids.
AACAAAAACAACACAAAUCGGUGCUAAUUACGGUAACUUGUUUCUAUUUUUGAUUUUUUUUUUUUCUUCGUGCUAAAAAAGGAAUUUGGCUUUAAAGGUUUGUUUUCGCUUAAAAUAGAGCAUACAGAGAGAUAUUACGGAAGUUGUAUUUAUAUAAAAAUCAAUAACAAAAGGAAAUAAAAAAUAACAACAAGGAAGUUAAAAUGAUCCAAAGAAUAACUACAUUUGUAUUAGUUUUUGCCGUGUUCUUCUCGAAUGGAUGCAAUGGACAACAACAACAGCAGCAGCAACAGCAGCUGAAGGGCAACCAAGAGGAUCCAUGCAAGAUAAAACAACGUGUUGUCAGUGACGAAGUCUAUUGCGACAGAUAUUGGGAAUGUGUCAGCAAUCAGCCCGAACUCUAUGAUUGUCCCAAUGGGCUGGUGUUUGCUGGUAAAAAUCGUGGCGUUACCGAAGGGUGCGACUAUCCAUGGAGGGCAAACUACUGUGAGGGCAAGCAGUUGGCAAACGGGCCUAUUUCCACCGAACACUGUGACUGGUUGUAUGGCAUCUUUGGACACGAGACAUCAUGUACUCGAUAUUGGACAUGCUGGAAUGGUACGGCUGCCGAACAGCUCUGUAUCGGUGGAUUACUCUACAAUGAGGCUUCGCACAGCUGUGAUUGGCCCGAGAAUGUUGAUGGUUGCCAAAAACAUCCACUCUGCAAUGAGGAUGCAAACGGAAAUGUUCCAUUGGGAAAGUCCUGCAAUCGUUAUUGGCAAUGCCAGGGUGGCUAUCCACGUUUGCAGCGGUGUCCGGCUAUGUUGGUUUUUGACAGGCAUUCACUAAGGUGUGUUGUUCCACCAACAUCGGAGUGUGAUGUCCCAACAACACAAACGCCUCUCGAUGGCGAAGAACUAUCAGAUGAUGGUGCACCAAGGAGUGCCACUUCACAAAAACAGGACGAACAAGAAAGACAGCUGGCAAAUGAAGGUGUUCCACCACUGCCACUACAAGGGAAAAAUUUCCAACGUGCAAGAAAUUAGAAGAAAAAUUCAACAAAAUAAAAAAAAAUACAACUAAGAAAAAAAAGUAAAAAAAAAAAAAAACAA